Paralichthys olivaceus (Japanese flounder) is the source of this 5427-nucleotide messenger RNA. It is a transcript of the gene abcc1, whose product is annotated as ATP binding cassette subfamily C member 1 (ABCC1 blood group). Gene Ontology annotation, molecular function: ATP binding; glutathione transmembrane transporter activity; ABC-type xenobiotic transporter activity. Gene Ontology annotation, cellular component: basolateral plasma membrane. Gene Ontology annotation, biological process: glutathione transmembrane transport; xenobiotic transport. The record is from RefSeq and is a predicted model, not a curated record. NCBI's taxonomy places the organism in Eukaryota, Metazoa, Chordata, Actinopteri, Pleuronectiformes, Paralichthyidae.
AAGAAGAAGAAGAAGACGAAGAAGAAGAAGAAGAAGAAGAAUGGGGCUUGACGGGUUCUGCAAGCUGGAUAGUUCCGAUCCUUUCUGGGAUUGGAACCAUACCUGGUACACUCAAAAUCCAGAUCUCACCCAGUGUUUCCAGAACACUGUCCUUGUGUGGCUGCCAUGCCUCUACCUCUGGAUAUGUGCCCCCAUCUAUCUCAUCUACCUCCGCAGCCAUGACUGUGGCUACAUAUGUAUGAAUUACCUCAACAAAGCUAAAACUGCUGUUGGUUCUUUACUGUGGAUAAUCUGCUGGUCAGAUGUUUUCUAUUCAUUCUGGGAAAGAAGUCAUGGCGGUGUCCCUGCAACCUACCACAUAGUCAGUCCAACUAUACUCGGCUUCACCAUGUUGCUGGCCACAUUAUUAAUCCAGUAUGAACGGAUUAAAGGGGUGCAGUCAUCUGGAGUGUUGCUGAUCUACUGGCUGCUGGCACUGCUCUGUGCCACAGUCACCUUCAGGUCUAAAAUCCUCCAGGCCCUGGACCAGCAACGGUCAGUGUGUUUGUGGCGGUACACCACCUUCUAUAGUUACUAUGCUUUGCUACUGGUUGCUCUGUUCCUGUCCUGCCUGAGUGACCAGCCACCCCUCUUCUCCCAGAUUGUAAAAGACUCGAACCCAUGCCCUGAGCGUGGAGCUUCUUUCCUCUCCAGAAUCAGCUUUUGGUGGAUCACCAGGAUGAUGGUGGCUGGCUACAAGCAGCCUCUAGAGGAGAAGAACCUGUGGUCUCUAAAUCCUGAGGACUGCUCUCAAAGAGUGGUUCCGCACUUGGUGCACUGCUGGAACACGGAGUGCCAGAGGGUCAAAAGUGCAGAGCAGAAAACGCUGUACUCCACCAAACAGGUUCCACACAGCGAGGACAAAGAGGGAGGAGCUGUGCAAGAGUCCGAAAUCUUGAUUGUAAAAAACACCCAGAAAACUAAAGAGCCCUCCCUAUUCUGGGUAUUGUGUCGAACAUUUGGUCCCUACUUCCUCAUCUCCUGCCUUUAUAAGCUCAUUCAGGAUAUCCUCAUGUUUGUCGGGCCUGAGAUCCUCCGGCUGCUGAUUCACUUCGUUACCAACCCCAGUGCCCCCUCAUGGCAGGGCUACUUCUACACCGCUCUGCUCUUUAUAUGUACUUCUGUGCAGUCGCUCAUCCUCCAGAAGUACUUUCACGUCUGCUUUGUCUCAGGCAUGCGUUUGCGCACUGCCAUCAUUGGAGCUGUCUACAGGAAGGCUUUGAUUUUAAGCAGCGCAGCACGACGCUCCUCCACAGUGGGAGAGAUCGUCAACCUGAUGUCAGUGGAUGCUCAGCGCUUCAUGGACCUCAUCACUUACAUCAACAUGAUAUGGUCUGCCCCCCUGCAGGUGGUGCUGGCCCUCUACUUCCUCUGGCAGACCCUGGGUCCAUCAGUGCUGGCUGGAGUGACUGUGAUGAUUCUUAUGGUUCCGAUUAAUGCUGUUAUCGCCAUGAAAACCAAAACCUACCAGGUGGCUCAGAUGAAGAGUAAGGAUGAUCGCAUUAAGCUGAUGAAUGAGAUGCUGAAUGGCAUAAAAGUGCUGAAGCUGUACGCCUGGGAAUUGACCUUCAAGGACAAGGUGUCAGAUAUCCGUGAAAGUGAAUUGCAGGUCUUAAAGAAGGCUGCCUAUCUGGGUGCAAUGUCCACCUUCACCUGGGUCUGUGCGCCUUUCCUGGUUGCCCUAUCCACUUUCACUGUGUAUGUGCUGAUCGAUGAACAUAACAUACUUGAUGCUCAGAAGGCUUUUGUGUCACUGGCACUUUUCAACAUCCUGCGUUUUCCUCUCAACAUGCUACCAAUAGUUAUCAGUAGUAUGGUUCAGGCUAGUGUUUCCUUGAAGCGGCUAAGAGUGUUUCUAUCCCACGAGGAGCUUCAGGAAGACAAUGUGGAUCAUAAAGCAGUAGCAGGCUCCCCAGACAGUAUCACCAUAGUGGAUGGGGUUUUCAGCUGGUCCAAAACUGAAUCCCCAACACUCAAGAGGAUGAAUCUGUGUAUCCCUGAAGGCUCUCUGGUAGCUGUGGUGGGACACGUGGGUUCAGGAAAGUCCUCGCUGUUGUCUGCUCUGCUUGGUGAGAUGGACAAACGUGAAGGAACUGUGGCUGUCAAGGGCUUGGUGGCCUACGUUCCCCAGCAGUCAUGGAUCCAGAAUUCCACUCUGAGAGACAACAUAGUGUUUGGUCAAGAGUGGAGAGAGGCCUGGUAUCAGCAUGUGGUGGAGGCAUGUGCAUUUCAGACUGAUCUCGAGAUGCUUCCUGCUGGAGACGAGACUGAGAUUGGGGAGAAGGGAGUUAAUCUGUCUGGAGGCCAGAAGCAGAGAGUGAGUCUUGCCAGGGCUGUUUACUGUGACCGAGCUGUCUACCUACUGGAUGACCCGCUGUCUGCUGUUGAUGCUCAUGUAGGAAAACACAUCUUUGAUCAAGUUAUUGGCCAGAAGGGACUUUUGAAAGACAAGACUCGUGUGUUGGUGACCCAUGGGCUGAGCUACCUGCCCCAGGUUGACCUGAUCAUAGUGAUGGUGGACGGCGAGGUCACCGAGAUGGGCUCCUAUCAGCAGCUCAUGGCCACAGAGGGAGCAUUUGCUGAGUUCCUGCAGACAUAUAGUGCUGUCGACCAUGCUCAAAAUAAUGAAUCUGUGACAAAGAGUGGAACCGAUAAACUAGAGAACAACUGCACAACUGCUCAUUUUGGAAGCAUGUCAGAUGUUUCCAAGCUGUCCCAGAGGGGCAAGGAGCUGAGCAAGAAGGCCAAGAACCCAGAGGUGGGCAAGCUGACGGAAGCUGACAAGGCCAGCAAAGGACGAGUCAACCUCUCUGUGUUCUGGGCCUAUCUGAAAGCCAUCGGGGUGCUUCUGUCUUGUAUCAGUUUGCUGCUGUUCCUUGCCCAUCACCUGGUCUCCCUCCUCUCCAACUACUGGCUAAGCCUUUGGACAGAUGAUCCUGUGGUUAAUGGCACUCAGCCUGACAGACUGAUGAGACUAGGGGUGUAUGGAGCUCUCGGCCUAUCUCAGGGUAUGGCAGUCUUUGGUUACUCCCUCUCCAUGUCCAUUGGGGGCAUCCUUGCAUCCCGUUGUCUCCACCAGUCCCUACUGUAUGACGUCCUGCGCUCCCCUAUGUCCUUCUUUGAGCGAACCCCCAGUGGCAACCUUGUCAACCGCUUUUCCAAGGAGAUGGAUACAAUUGACUCAGUGAUCCCCAGCAUUGCUAAGAUGUUCAUGGGCUCUAUGUUCAGUGUGAUGGCUGCUUGUGUUGUCAUUCUUAUUGCCACACCGCUGGUAGCCAUCAUCAUUCCUGUUCUUGGACUGCUCUACUUUUUUGUACAGAGGUUUUACGUGGCGUCAUCUCGUCAAUUCAAGCGUCUGGAAUCAGUCAGCCGUUCACCUAUCUACACCCACUUCAAUGAAACACUGCUGGGCAUCUCUGUCAUCCGAGCCUUUGGCGAGCAGGAGCGCUUCAUCUUUGGGAGUGACCAGCGGGUGGACCGCAACCAGAAGGCUUACUAUCCCAGCAUAGUAGCAAACAGGUGGUUGGCAGUUCGUCUGGAGUUUGUAGGAAACUGCAUUGUGUCAUCUGCUGCUUUGUUUGCUGUCAUAGCUCGAGAGAGCCUCAGUCCCGGCAUUAUGGGUUUAUCCAUCUCUUAUGCGCUCCAGCUGACCGCCUCUCUGACCUGGCUAGUGAGGAUGUCCUCUGAUGUGGAGACCAACAUAGUGGCUGUGGAGAAAGUGAAAGAGUACAGUGACACAGAGAAAGAGGCCGAGUGGAAUCAUGAGCCCUCCAGUCUUUCUCCAGGGUGGCCUACUAAUGGAUGCAUAGACAUCAGAGGCUUCAGCCUUCGCUACCGCCAUGAUCUAGACCUGGCCAUUCGUAACAUCACCAUCUGUAUUAAUGGAGGAGAAAAGGUAGGGAUUGUGGGGCGCACUGGAGCAGGGAAAUCAUCCCUAACUCUGGGGAUAUUCCGGAUCAUCGAGGGAGCAGAGGGCCAGAUCUUCAUUGAUGGGGUAGACAUUGCCAAGCUGGGCCUCUAUGAGCUCCGGUCCAGGAUCACCAUCAUUCCGCAGGACCCAGUGCUGUUUUCAGGCUCUCUGAGGAUGAACCUGGAUCCCUUUGGCAGCUACACUGAUGAGGAAUUAUGGCAGGCUCUGGAGUUCUCCCAUCUCAAAAACUAUGUGUCCAGCCUACCUGACAAACUCAGUCAUGAGUGCAGUGAAGGGGGAGAGAACCUCAGUGUGGGUCAGCGGCAGUUGCUGUGCCUGUCCAGAGCUCUGUUAAGGAAAACCAAGAUCCUAGUUCUAGAUGAGGCCACAGCAGCUGUAGAUAUGGAGACAGACAACCUGAUUCAGUCCACCAUCCGAUCUCAGUUUAAGGAGUGCACCAUCCUGACAAUAGCGCAUCGCCUUCACACAAUCAUGGACUACAACAGGAUCCUGGUAUUGGACAAGGGUGAAAUGGUAGAGUUUGACACCCCUUCUAAUCUCAUCAGUCAGAGAGGAGCCUUUUACAAGAUGACCAUGGAUGCAGGGCUGGUCUGAAGCAGGAGGUGCCUCACUUUGUCCAGCUGCUGCUAUCCAAUGAAAGUUCUAACAAGUAAGACUUUAAUGUUGACAAAGCAAUGUAGCAGCGCUUGAUCAGCCUUUCUCAAGAACAGAGCAAUUCUGGCUGAGGUCAGAGGACAAAAGCACUGCCUUAAUGUAAAUGUGAAAUCAUCAGUCCAAAUAGCAUCCCUGUUUUGACAAGCCAGUGAUAGUUGUCUUUCACUGAAUAAAGCUGAGCUAUUUCUCUGAAACAUCAGCGAUGUAUUGGAAGUGGUGGUUUAUCAUAGUGAACAGUGGCAACAAACGCACAAAUUGCAGGAAUCUGUCAAUUGUUACAUUACAUACAGUACUGAUUGUUAAUUUAUUUUGCAUUGUGUUCUUUCAGCAAAAGCUUUACAUUGUUACGCUCUUAGGAGCUGCUGGUUUUUUCAGAUGUGCUAUUUAUGUAGUUAAAUGUAUGCUGAAGUGUUUUGAUUACACAAAACAAAACCUCAUUCCAGUAAGUCUGCAGUUUCAGUGAUUUAGAGUGCUACAAGGAAACUAGAUUUUCUGUGUAGCCUUCCAUGGAUGCUGAAUUACAAAUCAUUUGUUUUAUGUUACAAAAUUGAGAUUGUCAUUGUCCUGUGUAUUUUGAAAUAGUAGAUAUUAAAUGGUAAAUGGUCUCCAUUGAUGUAGCGCUUUUUCUCAUCUUGAUGACAAUCUUUUUUGCCAUUCACCCAUUCAACCACACAUUCAUAUAGUGCAUCUAUGGGCAGCACGUUUUAACAAACUGAACUCAUCAUUACAUAUACCUACAGGUACAUACAUUUUAUGUUGUAUGUAUGGAAAACGUUAUGUAAUCCUCUUUGAAAUAAAUCACA